UCCUGAUCGAACAAAUCUCUCACUAACCCAAUCAAUUUCCAUAUCCAUGGAACCUUACUCCGCUUACUCAUCUUCUUCCUCCACCACCUACUUAUCGCAAAAAGCGAAGAGUCCAAAAUUCCCACGACCAUUUCAUUCCUCAUCGCUACUCCAUACAGUUCGAAAGUCUGUAGCAAAGCCAUGCAAGAGGCCAGUAGUCGCGCCAUUGGCACCAAUGUCACCCCCUAGAAUAUAUAAGGUGGAUCCCAUUAACUUCCGGGACCUUGUGCAAAAGCUCACUGGUGCAGCCAAGUUAGGCUUGCCUCAGCGUCUUCAAAGCGUGGCUCCUCCUCAACUUGAUGUUACCAAGCAAUUCCAAGAGCCUCCACCAUUCUCUGCAGUAGGGUACCAGCAUGGCCAGCUUGGAUCAGGAGCAGCACUGGAAAUGAAACCCCAGAAAAUGUCGGAGAAUAAUGAGGCCCCAUUUUCCUUUGGGAUGAAUCUGUCGCCGUCCUCUCAUAAUUGGUUUUCUUUCCCUCUUCUGAGUCCAGGAAGUCAUUCCGGUUUUGAACACAGCACGGCCCUUCAACUCUCGCAGGAUCGAUAACGUACGUAGACUGUCUCCUACGCACCAUGCAUGUUUCAUUCUUAGCCGCUCGGUUCCCUUAAUUCUACUCGAGCACAUCAGUAUUUGUGAAGUAGAAUUGAUCAGAACACUAAUAUCUUUGAUUUUGUUCAUGUCAUGUGUCCGUACGUACCUUUGAACUGCUUAGAAUUGAUCGACCACCUUUGUUUUUGAACCGGAUUGAGUACUGUUCAUCCCGGCAGGGCACCCAUAAGCGAUUGAUCCAUUUUAAUACUUUCCUACCCGUUUGGAACGAUUAUAUUCAUAGUUGUAGGAUCUAUUGAUGUACUUUUCUUUGCUAUAUCAGAUCA
Messenger RNA from Juglans regia (Persian walnut), 915 nucleotides. RefSeq lists its product as uncharacterized. Bases 47 to 586 code for a protein of 179 amino acids. The transcript has a single exon. NCBI's taxonomy places the organism in Eukaryota, Viridiplantae, Streptophyta, Magnoliopsida, Fagales, Juglandaceae. The record is from RefSeq and is a predicted model, not a curated record.